Molecule: messenger RNA, 1400 nt
Organism: Neodiprion fabricii
Lineage: Eukaryota; Metazoa; Arthropoda; Insecta; Hymenoptera; Diprionidae
Product: telomere length and silencing protein 1 homolog
Exons: 6
Coding region: 208-1104 (298 amino acids)
Biological process (GO): mRNA splicing, via spliceosome
Cellular component (GO): spliceosomal complex
Source: RefSeq, a predicted model, not a curated record
UACUAGAGGGACAAGUCAUUCUCACAAAAAUACGAAACACUAAAUUGACACAUUGGUGCAUGGUUAUGUUGUUGUGUUGAAAAUGCUGAUGAAGAGACAAUAAUACAUCAAUUACAGAUUGCAUUGAGCAAAUUCAUUCCCGAAAACAACAAGCUACAAACUAUUACGAUCAUUGGUUUGGUUUGAGGAAAAAAGACGGGGUAAACAAUGUCAGGCACCGAGGAGUCUACGAGCAAGAUACAAUUUAAGAAGAAAAAAGUUAAAUCGUUAAGGAAACGAGCUGGAUCUUCUGAUGAUGAUGAUUCUGACGGUGAAAGAGAGACGGUAAGAGGUCGAUUAGAUGAGAUGAAAACUAUCCAGAAACUCCGUCAACGACCCCAUGGUGUUAAUAUUGCUGGACUAGCGCUUGGUGAAAAAGUGACCGCAGAUUCGACGUCUGAUCCUUUCAACGUUAAAAAUGGAGGAAUGGUGAAUAUGGCAGCACUGAAAAAUACGAAGCUUAAACAGCCUGACGAUGCAUAUGAUACUGGAAUCGGAACACAGUUUAGUGCCGAAACAAACAAACGAGACGAAGAUGAAGAAAUGAUGAAGUACAUUGAGGAACAGUUGUCGAAGCGUAAAAACAAAAAUCCCAGCACAAGCGAUGCCAAUGGUGAUGGAGACGGUGGUAGUUAUUGCUCACCUGAAGAAGCAGCUCUACAAGCUGUACCUGAACACUUGCGACAAAGUUCAACUAAUAGAAGCGAGGAAAUGCUUUCGAAUCAAAUGCUGUCUGGCAUACCAGAAGUUGACCUUGGGAUAGAAGCCAAGAUACGGAAUAUAGAAGCUACCGAAGAAGCGAAACUUAAACUGCUCUGGGAAAGACACAGGAAAAAGGAUGGACCUUCUCAAUUCGUUCCCACGAACAUGGCUGUUAACUUCGUUCAACACAAUCGAUUCAAUAUUGAAGACUCCGAAGUACAGAAGGGAAAGCGAGACGCUGAGGAAAGAAAGAGACUCGCAGCUCGGAACGACGAUGCUAAAGGAAAGCGGAAAGAUAAUGGAGAAAAAGCAACGGACGAUUAUCAUUACGAACGAUUCAAGAAACAGUUUCGUAGAUUUUAAAUUUUUAGUAAACACUAGACGUAAUAUAUUUACUGUACAUUUGAAUUUGAAUCAAAGAUACAUAUGUAUUUGUCAAUAUAUAUUAUGACAACAAUUUGCAUUUAAUCCCUUUCAAGAAAACUCAUCUAAAUCAUACCUCAUAAAAAAAAAAAACCGUGGGCGGUACGUCAAUUCUUUAUAAUGGUAAAUAAAUUAUUCACUUGUGUCGCACGAGAUUUAUAAUCGGUGUGAAACUAUAUCGGUAAUAAUAAUAACAUUUUGUGCGAUCAAAUUGCCUGGAAUGACUAAAAUAAUCA